AUGACUAACGAAAGGCACAACGUUUCGGUACUCGGAGCCGAAAACCGGCGUGAGGUUGAGGAUAUUGUCCCGAUCGCCCCCACGUCGUCAUCCAGCGACGGGCCAUCGCAGAUGUUGAUCACGAGCAUCUGCGAGGAAAUGACUAUCGUGAAGCGUCGUGUCGGGGAGCCGCACCUGGGCCCCGCCAUGUCGUCAACAGACGACAGGUCAGCCGCUGAUAAUAGCUCCUACAGGAGCCGAAGUCGGAGCCUGACUGACAGUAGCGAAAGUUACUGUCAGUCUUCCGACGGGGAUCCGGAUUUUGAUCCCGGAAUCCGGACCCACUCCGUGCAGCAAUGCCGGAGAGACCGCUCCCGCCGGGGAAAGUCAAGAGUGGAGAGGGACGAGCGUGGCAGAUUCGUCUCCUCUACCACUCUGAAAUCCAACAGCAACACCGGCAAGGAUUUCGCGACUCCUGAACGCGUGAAAACGAAGGCCCUUGUCUCCAACGAGGCCGGAGAUAUUGAGAACCUCCUUAAUAUAGGCAUACUGAGGUCACUGGCGGACAGAAGUCCUAUGGAGGAGAUGUUCAAGGAUGCCUGCUCCGCUACCCUCCUCAGGGAGGCCUCUACGUCAGAAUUGGCCUCGGAGGCAGGCCGUGCGCUCGGUGUUCUGAGAUUAGUGGCACGAAGGUCAAAUACCCUCAAGGGGACCUUCGUGUCCCUCAUGAACCGGGCGGUAGGCUCCUCCGAGGCCAUUCUUCAGACCCUCAUGGUUAGGUUUGCGGCCACCGACGGCAGGACAGACGAACGGUCCAAUCUGGAGGCGGAAAUGAACGAGUUGAGGGAGGAGAACCAAAAGCUAAGAUUGGAAAACGGAAAGCUGCUCGAGGAGAAGAACGCUGCUAAGUUGUCCUCAGUCGCGCUCCUCUCUCAGCCCGUUCUGCACCAACAUCGCAAAACAUUUGCAGAGGCUGCAGGUGGCAGCUCCUCGGCCUCGGACGCUGACACAAAGGAAACACCGAAGCGAGGGAUGAGGGAAAAGAAGAGGAGGAAAGUGGGAGGAGGCCACCGCUCCGGUGGCGGUCAAAAGACCCCCAUUGAAGGGAAUCCAGAUCUGGACGAAUCCCUGGCAUUCCAAAACAUGGAUCCGGAGGCCAGGGAUAAAUACACCCAGAUGACGCAGGAACUGGAGAGGCUGGUGGACGCCAGGGCUGAACUGGACCCGAAGGGGGAGGAUCACAGGGUGGUCACUGCGUCCAUCAGAAGAUUAACAACAGCAAGAGCGGUCAUCAUGGAAUUGGGACCUGGGAAGACAACUCCGGACUACACUUCCAGAGUCAAAAGGGCAAGAGGAAGGAUGGACUCUAGUAAGGAGUACGAGGGACAGAAAGAAGCAGAAGAACAGGAAGAGGGGACCCCUCUUCCUCAGCCUGCCAAGGCCAGGAGAAAGGAGGCAGUAGUAUCGCGGCCGCCAAGAUCUGCGGUCGUCACGAUCACUUGCCCCAAAGACUCCUAUAAGGAGUUUAUGGUUGAAGCCAGGCGCCGAAUAAAACCCGCGGAUGUUGGCAUACCAGGCGCCCUAAAAAUCAGGACGGCCCGUACCGGGGCCUUACUAAUUGAGGUGCCUGGCUUCAACGCGGGGCUCUCCGCUGACCGGCUUGCCGCAGAACUCGGCAAGUUGGCGGCGGAGAAAGGCCCCGGCUACAGCAUCCAAAGGCCGGUGAAGACUGCAGCAUUGCGUCUCACUGGACUGGAUGCGACAGUCGGGGACGAAGACGUGACGGCCGCGGUGGCCCUCGCUGGGGGCUGCCCACCCACGGACGUGCCCGGAGUUGAGCUGCGGUUUACCCAGCGAGGGACAGCCACAGCUGUGGUGCGGUGCCCGCUGGCGGCGGCCUCCAAGGUCGCUGCCGCGGGUCGGAUCGUAGGUUGGACCCGAGCCGGGGUGACGGCGUUGCCUGCUCGCGCGGAGCUCUGUUUCAAAUGUAUGGAACAGGGUCAUGUGCGCUAG
Messenger RNA from Harpegnathos saltator (Jerdon's jumping ant), 1992 nucleotides. RefSeq lists its product as uncharacterized. Bases 1 to 1992 code for a protein of 663 amino acids. The transcript has 5 exons. Lineage: Eukaryota; Metazoa; Arthropoda; Insecta; Hymenoptera; Formicidae. The record is from RefSeq and is a predicted model, not a curated record.